Annulohypoxylon truncatum is the source of this 2189-nucleotide messenger RNA. RefSeq lists its product as uncharacterized. The record is from RefSeq and is a predicted model, not a curated record. The transcript has a single exon. Lineage: Eukaryota; Fungi; Ascomycota; Sordariomycetes; Xylariales; Hypoxylaceae. Bases 1800 to 2057 code for a protein of 85 amino acids.
CUUAAUUAAACUUUAUUUAAUAAAUUAAAAAGCUUUCGAUUCAUUAGCCAAGCGGGACUUAGCUCACAAAUCUAAAUGGCCUUUUGGGGUCAAUUUCCGAAUGGCAUUUCUAGUAGCUUUAACCGGAGUCGACUGCCGAGAGGACCGGUAGUAUGUAGUGCGACGCUAAUGUAUUCAGAUGCUGUGUGAUGACUUGAAUGUUACCGUAGCUGAGGUUCGGUGGGUGAGGCGAUGUACCGAGAAUGAUGUGCGUCUAGAUAUGUAUGAUCUGGCCCGUCUGACGCUGAUAUGCUGUAAUAAGCUUAUAUAUAAUCUUCAAUGUGCGAACGAGGACGAAUCUUCAAAAGCAGAAUGUAGGUUCCUAAAUAGGGGCUGAGCCAUAAGCUACAAAGACAUAAAAACAUAUUCAGGAAGGCAGCAUAUUCGUAAGCAGCCUCAAAUUUUAGGCGACGCCAAUGUCCAACCAGACAUGGAUUAGCGGGAGGAAUCUAAUGAUGCCAUAAAACUUGCGUCAUCGUUGCUGCGCACCUCCAAGUACUAUGGUAGAUACAGAAUCUCCGUGUUAACCUCGCGGAUAAAAACGACGGAGUAUUGACAUCUCGUCACCACGUGUGCAUAUAUAUAAGAAUAGAAGGGCGACAGGAAUGGAGAUUCCGUCUACCAAAGAUGGAAGAAAAGGGGAGAUAUCCAUGCGAAGAUCGUUUGCGAAAUACAAGCUGGAGCUUUAGUUAGUAGACGAGGCAAAGACCAGGCGGACCUAAACGCUUAGAUGCUGGACGAAGCGAUCUCCAUGUGCGUGAUCAGUCAACCCGCGAUCUUGGAUCUCAACGGCAGUCAAUCACGAAAGCGCCUAAGAUAACGAAACGCUGCAACGGACUCAGCAAUGUUUGAACAUACGAAGCUUAGGUAGGUAGGAUCUAGGGGGCGAGAUUUCGACGGACGAAAACAAAAAUAACACAAAUAAAAGAAACACGCGAAGGGAAAAACGAAAGAAUGACACAGUCUGCCAAGAAUUUAAUUGUACUGGGUGUGGUACUUAGAGAGUGACGUAAUUCGUUGCGAAUUUCCCGCCCUGACCACCUUUUCCAAUCUUCCUUCCAAAUUUUUUAGGUUGACGCGAAGUUCGCUACAUCCCUGGGAGUUGCGACUGUUCAGUUGCUGAGUUGUUAUAUAGAUGCUCGAAUUCCACGAGAAGGCGCAAAGUUGAAACUUCAUCAGGCAAUAGGCAGGUAGGUACGGUAUGGAAGGAUAAGGGAACGAAUUAGCAAACUUGAAUCUCUGAGGAAGGUUAGUAAUGAGUCUAUUGCAUGCAAGACGUUCUGAAUUAAGAAUAGAAAUUCAUGAAUGAACGAAUCAUCAAAUUGGCAAAAUCCAUCCCUUCCAUUCAACAAACCACCUAGAUGUUUUCAUUUGCUUUAUUUCUCUUGCAUACGCACUAUUUCUUUCCCGGAGAGCCUCCCCCUUCGAUUAUCAUAUUCCAAUUUGUCAGACGCGACGGGAUGUGUCCGGGAAGGCAAAAUUGACCAGGUCUUUGCAUCGCAACUAGGAUAUUUGAUUCGAAGAAAGAGUCUGACUUGACUGGAAGAUGUUUUUUUGCCACCUCAAAGUGAUCAAGCGAUGUUGGAUGGGUAGGAUGGUGUGGAUGUGCCUGCCGCUUUUCAACUAGCGUCAUUCUAAAAAGUAUGGUAAAGAGUGGUAAAAAAGACUAGAGUUCCGGCAAGCUUCCAGUUAGUACGAGACUUGUCUCUUGCCCCCCCUGUUAUCGAACUCGAGCCUCCAUUACAUAUCAGACACCCUUUAUGGCUUUUCCCGCUUUUCUUGGCCAUCUUUUUUUCCUCCUCGUGUCCUUGAUCGCGAUCGCGCCAGUCUUCUUUGUAAUCGAGCCUCAGAUCCGCAUUCCAAUUUUUGCUUACCCACCUGUGGGUUCACCCACGUACUUGAUGCUGGGGAAUCCAGUUGUCAACUUUGGCAGCUAUCCAACCACCAUAUAUAUUGGAUUGGAUAUAUGUGUUAUGUAUGUAUAUAUGUGCAGAUGUAUACUACUACACCAUGUGUAGUGAAUGAAUACAAGAUCGAAAUCGUUAUCUACUACCUAUUACAUCUGCUAUAAACUCAUGAAAGGGUACUAGGAACCUCAUUUGAUGUGACUCAAUAGAAAGCGCUAACAAACCGGAGAUAUUAGAGAUAAG